UUGUUACUGUAUUUACUAAUCUUCAUUAACGUUAGUUAACAAAAAUACAGUUGUUCAUUGUUUGUUCAUGUUAGUUCACAGUGCAUUAACUAAUGUUAACAAGAAUUUAAUAUUGAAUUAGUAAAUGUUGAAAUUAACAAAGAUUAAAAAGUGCAGUUCAUUAUUAGUUCAUGCUAGCUAAUGUAGUUAACUAAUGUUAACUAAUGAACCUUAUUGUAAAGUGUUACCAUUUAUUCAUUUAAGAACUGUGCUGUUGCUACUGCUAUUUAAAAAAAAAAAAAAAAAAAAAAAACCUUGAUUAUUGAUGGUUUAUGUAAAAUCAGUCAAUGGAUUAACAUAGUCUCUUAAACAAGAGACCAUUGAACUAUACCGCAGUAUACCUUACUCCUCUACAUGUCUUUCUUGAAACAAAUAUAUAGUUCAUUUCUCUUCAUUGGCAAAAUAUCAUAUGUGGAUAUUAAUGUUAUAAAAUGCAAUUUAGAAACCAUGUGUAUAGUUAGUCACGCUAUCUCUUGAACGUGGGGAGAUUGACAGGAAAGGAGUGGCGAGCUUCUCACGCAAGCUGGGUUUGAGGGGGAGGGAGAGGUGCUGGUGGGAGUUACAUUUCUUCCUCCUUCUGCUCUUGAGUUUAUUCAGCUGGUUGUAAAUUAGUCUUUGAGUUGUCUGUCUUUACUUAGGAAUGGUGUCAGAUACUAAAUGUUAAAUCCUUAGAUAUCCCAUUCCCUGUCAAAGAACUGUGAUGUAUUUGGAUGUGUACAGUAGGGGUUUUGCUUUUAAUUUUGUAUUUAAGUGUUUAAAGACCUCAGUGUCUUAACUGUAAUGAAUAAUAUUGGCAUUUGGUUACGGGAUAUAAAAUUCACAGAUUUGUAAAAUACUAGUUGAUUUUUUUAAAAAAAAAUUUAUGUAAUGGGAUGUUGUCUAACACUCUGCCGACCCCCCCCAAAGCACUUUUUUCCUUUCAGGAAAUGUUUUUUGCGAAACUGCCAUCCUGACAGGAACAUUUUCAUGAUCUGCAACCCAAAACACAGACAACUGUAGUCCCCUCUUGUUCCUCCUCUCUUGUUUCUCAGUCACACAUGAGAGAGUCUAAACACGGCCCCUUUUCCUGGAGGAGGAGUUUUGUCCACUCUUUUUCUUUCAGUGCUUGUGUCUGGUCUUAGGCAGACCUAGUUAUGCUGAAGGAGGGCUGGCUGUGGGGGCUGGGUUCAGGGCUGCUGCUGCUCUGGCUGGGUUCCUGGCUGAGGCCUGUGCAGGCUGGUCGGGUGCUGGUCAUGCCUGUUGAAGGCAGCCACUGGCUUAGCAUGAAGGUGUUGGCGACGGAACUGGCCCAGAGAGGCCAUGACAUCCUAGUCCUGGUGCCUGAGACCAACAUCUUGAUCCAGAGUUCAGAGCUGUUCCGCACCGAAACCUUUCCGGUGAACAUGUCCAAGGAGGAUCUGUCCACCAGUUUGAAAGGAUUUCAGCAAGGGGUGUUCGAGCGUACUGCUGCAAUGAUGGACAUCUUUGUCCAGUUGGAGCGGCUGAUGAACUUCACUGGAUCGCAGGUGCAAGGAUGCGAGUCGCUGCUUUACAAUGAGCCUUUGAUGCAGAAGCUGAAGGAGGGGAACUUUGAUUUGGUUCUCACCGAUCCAUUCCUGCCCUGUGGACCUAUUAUUGCUACAGCGCUAGGUCUUCCUGCUGUCUUCUUCCUGCGUGGCAUGCCUUGCGGCGUUGACAUGUUGGCUUUACAGUGUCCUUCUCCUCCAUCUUACAUACCUCGGUUUCAGUCUGGCAGCACUGACAAAAUGACCUUUGUAGAGCGCGUUCAGAAUUUUGUGAUGAGUGGAGUGGAGCUGAUGCUGUGCCGAAUAAUGUACGCCAGUUUUGAUGAACUUGCUGCAAGAUACCUGGGUGCGGAUGUGACGUACCAGGAUAUCCUAGGCCAUGGAGCUAUCUGGUUGUUUAGAUAUGAUUUUACAUUUGAGUACCCCAGACCUCUCAUGCCAAAUAUGUUUUUCAUCGGGGGCAUCAACUGUCGGAAGAGUGCCAUACUUUCUGCAGAGGUUGAGGAAUUUGUCCAGGGUUCUGGAGAGCAUGGUAUUGUGGUGUUCAGUCUGGGUUCUCUGGUCUCUUCCAUGCCAAAAGAAAAAGCUGCCAUCUUCUUCAAGGCCUUCAGUAUGAUUCCACAGAGAGUUCUGUGGCGGUAUACGGGUGAGAUCCCUGAUAAUGUCCCUGAAAACGUCAAGCUGAUGAAGUGGCUUCCCCAGAAUGACUUGCUUGGUCACCCCAAAGCAAGAGCCUUUAUCACUCAUGGUGGGACGCAUGGAAUCUAUGAGGGCAUCUGUCAUGGUGUGCCCAUGGUGAUGAUUCCCCUCUUUGGUGACCAGGGUGACAACGUGCACCGCAUGGCAACUCGAGGGGUGGGAGUGAUCCUCAGCAUCCAUGACAUCACUGCACAAACACUGUUCGAUGCUCUCAACACAGUUAUUAAUGAUAGCAGCUAUAAGCAAAGAAUGGAGAAGCUGUCGGCCAUACACAAUGACCGUCCCAUGCAGCCCCUGGAUCUCGCAGUCUACUGGACAGAGUUUGUUAUGAGACACAAGGGGGCAGACCAUCUGAGACCUGCUGCCCAUGACCUCAACUGGCUUCAGUACCACAGUCUGGAUGUGAUUGGCUUCCUGCUUUUUAUGGUACUGAUAGUAACUGUAGCAACAUUUAAAUGUUGUGCACUGUGCUGGAGACGCUGCUCUAGAAAAACGCAGAAGAGGAAAGAAGACUGAUCGUAUAGAGAUUAAAAAGUGGUAUUGCUAAUAAAAGCAUACCAUUUCUACAUCUACUGUUUUGGUUUCACAAUGCUAAAGUCAUGAGAAUCCUAACUUCCAUCAGCUGACAACUGAGCCAAAGUUUUUUAAAGCCGCAGUUUUGUAAACAGGGAUCAUCAAUAUUUUGAAGCAGUUUGAUCUGAAGAUUUUUUGCUUUUAUUUUGAUAUCACACACCAACCACUACUUACUUAUAAUUAUAGUAACUAGCAUAUUUUUUUUGGAUUCUGGAUAAUGGAAUUCUCUUACCCUAAUUAGGAAGGAUAGAAGCUGUGUUGAAUAUGAUGCAAAUGAAAGGCUGUGAAACAAAAGUAUAUAAGCUUGUCUAAUUUUAACAACCAAUGUUUUUUCCCCUCAGUUUUCAUUUAUCUUCCAUGUUUCAUCAACUUAUGAUCAACACCAAGGCAUUCAACAUUUUUCAUAUGAACUGAAUUGCUUAAACUUUUUUUUUUUUUUUUAGUAAUCUCUUUUCCCUUAGAUUUUCUUUUGUUAAUUUUUCUUCUAAUGCCCAAUUAAAUGACCUAUCAAGUUUGUAUGAAAGUUUUUUUUUUUUUAGUACUUGUACAAUUUGAAAAAUAAACUCAAAUCCUAAAAUAUGAA
Ctenopharyngodon idella (grass carp) is the source of this 3399-nucleotide messenger RNA. RefSeq names its product UDP-glucuronosyltransferase-like. The transcript is spliced from 5 exons. Gene Ontology annotation, molecular function: UDP-glycosyltransferase activity. The coding region runs from base 1173 to 2759 and encodes 528 amino acids. The record is from RefSeq and is a predicted model, not a curated record. NCBI's taxonomy places the organism in Eukaryota, Metazoa, Chordata, Actinopteri, Cypriniformes, Xenocyprididae.